This is a messenger RNA of Closterium sp. NIES-65, 1551 nucleotides long. Lineage: Eukaryota; Viridiplantae; Streptophyta; Zygnematophyceae; Desmidiales; Closteriaceae. The record is from the annotation of a GenBank genome assembly.
AUGGGGAUUAGUAAUCCGUACGGCGAUCGCCUAGCAUACCUGGGGUACGCAGACGAUACCACGCUAGUGCUCAAGGGUAAAAGGCAAAUCGACCAAGCGGUGAAGCUGCUGGACGAGUUCGGGGUGAAGUCAGGACUCCGAGUGAACAAAGACAAGUCCGCGCUGCUGCACCUGGGAAGGAACCUGCGCAAAAAAACCGACAAGUCGUCAGUCUUUAAAUGGCAAUGGGAAGGAAGGUGUAUGCAGUGGAAACGGACUUGUGAGCUAUUCCUGGAGUCCAACUUCUCAUCGUCUGUCAACGUCUCUUCGGUAUGGGAUGUGGAGCAGGAGUUACUGCUUUUUAAUCAGCGGCUGCUCUUGAAUGGUAGGACGCCUGCGGGGAGGCAGAAGGCGGCUAAGGGCCUAAAACGCUCGGUCAUGUGUGAUUUUGUCAAGGUCGCUGCGGACGGUUCAAGAGCACUAAAGGAUGCCCAGGAGGUCGAGAGGGAGUUCGGGGGUUCGGUGGGAUCGAGGCUGGCGAAGAGGAUUUUUGACGCCGCUCCGGAUGAAUGGAAGCAGUUGCUCCUGGCGCCUGUCACGGCGCGUACGGUGCUCGCGUGUUCUAAGUAUGUGCUGAAGGCGGGGACGUGCUAUGGGGUCUGGAGGAUUGAGAGCGUGGAGGGGGAAACCCAAAUCUGCCGAGCUGUCAGCUACUUUCGGGGUGUUUUGGGGGACGCAGAGGAGAAGGUGCGCAGCUUCCUACCGCACGAGGUGGUACCUGCGGUGGUCAGGGAGGGCCGCUUCCUUGGCCCCGCGGGCGUCCCCAAGGCGAGAUUGUUGUGUUCGCCCAUAUGGGAGGGGAACGGCCCGGCACAGAUGAGGCAGCUAAAGGAAGGUUUCAAACGAGGCGGCGGGAAGCCGAAGCAACAGAUCACCUGGGAGGAGUCUCUCGGCCGUUCGAUUGACAGGAGGAGGGUAAUUGGCGUUAGAGAUUCGGCGGCCCUUCCGAACCGAGCGCGGGACGUGAUGCUUCGGGUACACAGUCGUAACCUGCAGGUGGGGGAGCGGCUGCAUUUCCUUGGAGCUGGGGUUGCAUGCCCCCACAGCGGGGAGAAGGAGACGCUGGAACACGGGCUGUUUUUAUGCCCGCGCAUUCAGCCAGCAAUUCGGGCACUUCUGAAGGCGCUCGGAAUUAUGAACCCGCAUCGGAAAAUCGAAUCACUGGGGGACCUGGUUUUCGAGGGGACAGCUUUGGGGUUUCCUGAGGCUACGAUCACGGCAAUCGCGCUCCACCGGAUUUGGGUUGAAAGGUGUGAUGCGGUUUUCGAGCGCAGCAAGUUUCGGGCGCGGAGGGCGCUGCCGAGGAUCGUGGCAUCUUUCCAACUGCAUGUCAGGAUUUACAAACGUGCCAAAGCAGUGGCCAAGAGGCUCGGUGCCACCCGUCCUGGGUUGGAUAAUGAUGAGUGCCGGGUUUUGAGUCAUAUCUUUGACAGCAUAGCUCAGCCGGCCACGUGGUCCAAAGGAUUCAUGGCCAUCUGGUCGAACCCGAGGGCAGCUUUCCGUCCCCCGUAG